GAGCUGCUGAUAACACUCAGUGGAAUCAUGAUGACGUCACGCCAAAUUGUAGUACAUGAGGUCAGAGGCCAAUAAAAUGUAGAUUUGCAAUUUGGAUAGUAUUGAAAUGUUUGUGUAAUUGUUAUGAGCCAUCGACAUGUUUUGAUGGGUUUUAACCGGGACGAAGUAAUUACUUGCACGUUAUCGCAGCUGAAGUUCGGCGAGUAAUAGGCAGACCCCCUAUCUUUGGUAGGUUUUACGUUUUCAUCAUGGUUUUUGGUCAGAAGUGAAGCCUGUCGUGGUAUAUAGGUGUUUGGUUCUACUGUACCAAGUACAAUCAUUAUCUGGCCCUCGUCAGACAUCAUCUCGGGCCGAAAUCGUCAUGAUAUCGCGAACCAAGCAGACCAUAUCCUUCUCAACGAACGGUGUCCAAGUGAUGCGACUGGUCAUCGCGCUGUGCCUCAGUUUGCAGGUUGUGACAACUGCUAUCAUUGACAACAGCGGUACAAUGAGUGGUUCGCUGUGUACGGACGAAAAGACAGAGCACGCGGAACCAUAUUUGAGUGAUUCUAAAGGAGAGUUUUUAUCCUCUCUACAACAUCCGGCAAUCUUCUCAGAUAAUUUGUUUAUUACGCUACCAAGGACACAACACCUGACAAUCUUAGAAUUAUCAAGACGAGUUAUAUACCCUGGUUCUGGAACUCUUAUGUGGACAGAAGGUAAUGAAACUUACUCCGAGGAAUUGUCUGAAAACUGUCUAUACCAGGGCAGUGUUCGCGGACAUCUGGACAGCAGUGUGGCGGUCUCCCUUUGUGACGGUCUAAACGGCUACAUCAUGACAGACGAAGAAGAAAUAAUGGUAGAAAAGCUCGCUGACGGAUCGUUCCACAAAUUGGUUGUUUGCAAAAGAGAAAACGAUGGAAAACGGAAGUAUGAGAAGGCAUCGCGCAGGCGUAGAGCUGCCCCCGGUGGCCGGAAGUACAUGGAAGUGCUGGUUGUUGCUGACAGCGGGACUGUCAAACUUGUAAGCAAUGAGGGUGUAAAGACAUACGUCCUUACCAUCAUGAACAUCGUAAACAAAGUGUACCAACACGAUUCACUCACCUCAGACAUCGAAAUCAUCACCACGAAGAUAAUUAAGAUGGACAAGAACGUGGAAAAGAAGGUGGUGAGGGCGUCGGACGCGAGACGGACCGUGGACAACUUCUGUAGAUGGACAACGAUCCAGUCUUACAACAACCGUUACUAUGGCGGUGGUAUCAGUUAUGACGUAGCUGUCCUCCUCACGCGGACGGUCAUGGGACCGGCAGGGUAUGCGCCGAUCACGGGUAUGUGUAAUCCAUCCCGGAGCUGUGCAGUUGUCAAAGACGAGGGGUUCACUUCCGCCUUCAUCAUUGCUCAUGAAGUGGCACACGUUAUAGGUUUGUAUCACGAUGGUCACGGGAACACUUGUCACGGAGCAGAGUAUGCCACAGCCAUUAUGGCGCCCAUGGUACAGGCCAACCUUCAGCAUCAUUGGUGGUCCACGUGCAGCAACGACCGUAUGAAUCAAAUGAUUCCAUCCUUGACCUGUUUAAACAACAACCCACUGACCCGGGAGAAUGCAAAGCACGUGACAGAUCCUAUCGGUGACCUUUGGUCGUUUGACCAGCAAUGCCAGUACGAAUUCGGCGGUAGACACACUGCUUGCAGAACGUUUUAUGGUGAUCUGUGUGCCCAGCUUUGGUGCAGCGACCAGAACGGUCACCGACUCUGUAAGACCAAGAGGGGAAGGGCCCUGGAGGGUACGUCAUGUGGCGCAGACAGGUCUUGUAAGAAAGGAACCUGUACGUAUCAUGGACGGAAGGAUCCAGUUAACGGGGCAUGGGGCGAGUGGGCAAACUGGGGGUCGUGCUCCAACGACUGCGGUGUGGGGCUCAAAUUAAGGAACCGCAACUGUGACAAACCUACACCAAAGUUCGGAGGCCGGAUGUGUACUGGUGAAGACGAACAGCUGGUGACAUGUAAAAGUGAGGCAUGUGGAUCAUAUACAGAUAUCAGAGGACUACAGUGUACUGUUCUGGAUUCCCUUCCAGUUCGCUCCUCCAGGAAUGUGUGGCUACCCUAUCAAGUCGACAAAGAGGAUCUGUUAUGUUCCCUGACCUGUAUAUCUAACACCACUGGUGAGGUGGCCACCUUCAAGGACAUUCCGAUGGAUAACGGCACACCCUGCAAAUACGACCCACCUUACGGGAUCUGUAUGGAUGGAAAAUGUGUGGCAGUCGGAUGUGAUGGCGUCAUAAACUCUACUGUGUCUGAGGAUGCCUGUGGUGUGUGUGGCGGCAAUGGUUCUGAAUGUAAAACGGUCAAAGGUCAUUUCCGCCGGAAGUUGGCCUACGCAGGACGAAAUGACGUGUACGAGCAGGUUCUUGUCCUCCCGAAGGGAUCUCGCGGGAUUAACGUGACCGAAUCGAAGCGGUCAGCGCAUUUUCUCGCCCUGAAGGAUCCGUAUUACGGAUCGUACCGGUUGAAUGGAUUUGGAAAGCCAGGAACAUCCAAAAAGUUUGUCGCUAAUGGCGCAUGGUUCAUAUAUAAGAAUAAUUGGAACAUGGAAACGUUGGAAACUAUGGGCCCACUGCGGAGCGAACUUAAAUUGAUGGUUCAUCCACAAAAUGCAAACGAGGAAGCUAACUAUGAUUAUUCCUAUACGGUAACGAAAGACGAUUUCACUUAUGAAAAGAACAUCGUGGAAUGGAAAUAUGAGGGCUGGACUGAUUGCAGUGUAACUUGCGGUACAGGUGUACAGAGUUUAGUGUACGGAUGUUACAUUCUAGAGAAUGGAACCAAGGUUGACAAUGAAAUGUGCAAAUAUUUAGAGGAUAAAGAAAAUGAGCCGAUAAAAUGCGAAAGGCUGCAAUGCAGUGCGUUCACGUACUACUGGACGAUGUCCGUUGAGUGGAGUGACUGCUCUGCCACUUGUGGUAAUGAGGGGACGCAGACCCAGAUGUACAUGUGUGAGAUGCGAACGACGGACGGAACAGGAGAGGAAGUUAAUAUUUCGAUGUGUGACGGUCUGCCCCACCCCAACUACACCCGUGAAUGUAACCGGGUACCAUGUGUUCCCGACAUUUAUGAGUGGAUACUAUAUAACUGGAGCGACUGCAGCGCUACAUGUGGUAACGACGGAGUCCAGGUGGCCACAGUCGAAUGCAUCAGACUCACACCAGACAAUAGUACAGAAGUAGUUGAGGUUGGUUUGUGCAUUAAUGAAACGGAACCAAACAAUACAAUAGCUUGUCCUCCCCAGGAAAGCUGUAUUGAAUAUACAUAUCAAUGGGUUUUGUCAGAUUGGAGCGGAUGUAGCGCUAGCUGUGGAGAAGGAGUGGAGAGAGUGUGGUAUGUUUGCGAGAGGCAGUCGGAUGGAUCAUUCGAGUCUGUAUCCGGCAAAUUCUGUGUUAAUCUACCAAGUCCGAAUUCUACUCGGCCAUGCGCUGUGCAGCCUUGCUACCAAUAUCAAUGGACAGCGAACCAGUGGAGCGAGUGUAGCGCCACCUGUGGGGAUGACGGUGUACUUGAAGCAAUGAUUGUAUGUGAGCAAGUAUCACCUGAUAAUGAAAGCGUCACAAUUACUGUUAACAGUCAAUUUUGUAACAACAUUCCAAGACCUAAAUCUACAAAAAUAUGCAACCGUAUACCUUGUGUAAGUCUUCAGUGGGUGGUGAACAGUACUGAAUGCAGCGACAGCUGUGGUGAACAUGGAGUGCUGGACACAGUGUACGCCUGCCAGAAGGUGAAUGGAAAUGACACUUUUAUAGAAUACGUGGACGAUGAAGUUUGCUAUGGAAAAGAGCGGCCGGAAGUAGACACGGCUUGUAACAGGUUUCCAUGUCCAGUACAAACUUACAUGUGGAAAAUAUUUGAUUGGGCACAAUGUACACAUUCGUGUGGAUUCGAGGGCAUUCGGAUACCGAUACUGAACUGCCAAACCUCUGAUGCUGAAGAGGUCGACCCUGUGUUGUGUGGGCCAGUGACGUCACCACCGGCGUCAUUAGAGUGCAACAGACUUCCAUGUCUUAUGGAAUGGCAGUCUAGUGAAUGGUCUCAGUGCUCUGUAUCAUGUGGAAGGGGAACACGUACUCGAAAUGUGUUCUGCACAAAUCCGCAGCCUGAGACUGAUGACAUCAGCAAUUGUUCCGGAGAUCGCCCCGGUACAGAAGAGAGCUGUAACUCUCGGCCAUGUUCUAGAGGUCGACGUUGCGUACAGGAUCGAAUACGUGUAUGCCGGCGUAGGGCUUCGAGGGCCAAGUGUUCCUAUGCGGGUUACAGGAAGAUGUGCUGUAAAACGUGUCAACGGUAUAUACGACUGGGAUAGACGCUGAUGGGACAGCGCUAGCGACCAAGUGUGCAAUUGCUGUCAACGUUAUGAUAGGUAACAGGGGCAAUGAAAGACAAAAAAACAUUGGAAUAGUUGUCAAAGUUAGAAUAAACAUUCGGACAAUGAUAGAAAACAACUGAAGAAUUGCUGGCAAUGUUAGGAAAGGCAACAUGGCAAUGAUCGACACAAUUGUGUAAUAGCUAACAAGGUACGAUAUGCAUUGGGGCAAUGAUACACAACAAUUGUGGGAUUUCUGACAAAGGUACGAUAGGCACUUGAGCAAGUAUGGACAAUACGUGUGGUGUUGUUGUCAACGUUAGGAUGGGCUCUUGGAUAACGAUAGAAAAGCGUAGGAAAGCUUUCAACAUAUUAAGUUGACCAUUGAUUAUUACAGCAAUUGAGCAAUUGUGAGGUAGCUAUUAGAGUUGAAAUAUGCAUCAAGUAAUUGACAGACAUCAAUUGCGAAAGAGUUGUCAAUGUGAGGAUAGGCAUCAUUUCAGCAACAUGCACCGUUUGUUGAGUCGCUAUCAAAGUAAGGAAAGGUGUCACAACAGAACCGGAACAAUAAGAAAAUUGAGGUAAAGACUGACAAAAUGUUUGUGAUAUAUAUAUAUAUAGCUGUAAGCACCGGCAAGUUAAUGCAACGAUGAACAGAUAUUGUAAUUCUGUGAUGACAAGGAAAGCUUAGGCUAUGUCGUUAGGCAAAGGCAAACAACGACAAGAAUUGUACAAUAGCUACAGUGAAUAGCGGUUAGGAUAUGAUCAGGGCAUCCUCGAUAUCCAGGUGUUACGCUCACUUUCGCUCUCUACACCCCUGGAAUAUGUCAUAGCAUAUUUGAAGGCACGCGGCUAGCUGUAUGGUUGGUGUCAGGUAAAAAAGCCUGACUAAUCACUGGGCUAAUUACUAAUUACAAAGGAGCGACGCCCGACUUCAAAGCCUGUCAAUGUUUACCGUUACGCGUCCGCGAUAUUCUUUUGA
Mizuhopecten yessoensis (Yesso scallop) is the source of this 5312-nucleotide messenger RNA. Its product is annotated as A disintegrin and metalloproteinase with thrombospondin motifs 10-like. Gene Ontology annotation, molecular function: metalloendopeptidase activity. The transcript has 23 exons. Gene Ontology annotation, biological process: proteolysis; extracellular matrix organization. The coding region runs from base 362 to 4330 and encodes 1322 amino acids. The record is from RefSeq and is a predicted model, not a curated record. Gene Ontology annotation, cellular component: extracellular matrix. NCBI's taxonomy places the organism in Eukaryota, Metazoa, Mollusca, Bivalvia, Pectinida, Pectinidae.